Messenger RNA from Triticum turgidum subsp. durum (durum wheat), 954 nucleotides. The record is from the annotation of a GenBank genome assembly. NCBI's taxonomy places the organism in Eukaryota, Viridiplantae, Streptophyta, Magnoliopsida, Poales, Poaceae.
AUGAAUCGUUGCCGGGUUGCUCCAGCUAUCUUGACGUGGACGAAGGACGGUGGAACUGGCGUCAAUUUUAUCGAUUUGGUAGGAAUUGGCAGUGGCGGUGCACCACCAAAACCGUGGGAACGUGCUGGGGCUGAGGGAACAUCCGGUCCGUCGCCUUUCAAACCACCAUCUGGUGGCAGCACUAGCGAUGUCGUCGAAGCUUCUGGUACAGCUAAACCUGGAGAAACCAUUGCUGCUACAGAGGGGAACAUGUCUGCCAAUGUAAAUAACCCCAUCUCGAGGCCUAUGCCCCAACGUCCUUGGCAGCAAACAGGCUAUGGAAAUUCCUAUGGAGGAACAGGAUAUGGAUCCAAUAUGUAUAGUUCGGUUGGUGGAUAUGGCAGUACUUAUGGUAGCGGCGGACUCUAUGGGAAUAGCAUGUACUCGAGCUAUGGAGGCGGUGGCGGCCUCUAUGGAGGUUCCGGGAUGUAUGGGGGAGGCAUGUAUAACAGUGGGAUGGGAAGCUCUUAUGGUGGUUAUGGUAUGGGUGGUAUGGGCGGCAUGGGUGGUAUGGGCGGCAUGGGUGGCAUGGGCGGCAUGGGUGGUAUGGGUCCUUACGGCAAUCCGGAUCCAAAUUCAUUUGGCCCUCCCGCAGCACCACCGGGUUUCUGGGUGUCCUUCCUACGCAUGAUGCAUGGUACCGUCAGUUUCUUUGGGCGAGUUGCAUUUCUUGUUGAACAAAACACACAAGCCUUCUAUUUAUUCAUUACAGCUAUGUUGCAGCUCUUUGAUCGGUCUGGGAUGCUUUACGGUGAGCUUGCGAGAUUUGUCUUGCGCCUGCUCGGAGUCCGAACAAAGUCAAAGAAAGGCCGCGUUCAGGGCGCUGAGGCCCCUGCAUUCGAGGGACCUGGCCAGCAGCUUUUUGAGGCACCAAAAGCUGCCAACAACUCAUGGGACAAUGUUUGGGGAAACUAA